GUCAACAAAGCGGGAGAUUAGAAAACGUAAACAAACGUUUUUCGUGGGGUGUUCCUUUCUUGUUUCACAGAGAAACGUCAUCGACAUGUUGAACAAAGCGCCCAGACUGAAAAGUACAAUUAAAACGAAGGCGAAGGGCAACAUAAACGUGAGGCCGGCGUCAGAGGCGAUGAUCGAACUGCUGACACUGCUGUUCCUGAACAGCCUGGCUGAAGAGGCGAAGGCCAAAGCGUUUGAGGAGAAAUCUGCGACGAUCAGAGCUCAGCACGUCAGGGCAGUCUCCAAGAAAGUAUUGAAAAAGGCGAGAGGAUGAUGAAGACGGUGAAGAGCAUCAUAAAGAUUAUUUUGGAAGGCAGUGGCAAUAUUCUUUCAUAUUUUUAAUGUCUUGUUUUGAUCUGAAAUUCCUUUUUUGAGUUUUUUUUAAAAUUGUAUUUCCGUGCAAGUAAACACUGUCCUUUCAUUGUUCUGUAUUAAACAUUCAUGAAUUUUACACUGCCUAAUUUAUGUAUGACAACUUAAAAUAUAGAAAAUAAUUGUUAUUCUUAUCUGAAAACAUUUGGGAUCAAAUUCUUUUAGAAAGUCCACAUUGAAAUGCCUGCAGGCAGUUAUUUGGGCAUUCAUUUGGAAGCCAAAUUAAAUCACUCCCUACCUAAAUGUAGUUAAAUUUCAGUGGCCAGUGAUUCAUCAAACCUGCAUAUACAUAAUCACCAGUCAGUCCUGAUAAGACCUGAUUAAGUUUGCUGACUUGAUCCCAAAAUAAGGUUUUAAAAAGCUGUAUGUGUGCAGAUGAGCUCUCUCGAAUCUGUUUUGUUCUCCCAUUAUAUCCCAUGAUUCUUCAAAUUCCUCACUUCUUCACACUACAUGUGUUAGUGUGAU
Messenger RNA from Maylandia zebra (zebra mbuna), 876 nucleotides. It is a transcript of the gene cenpw, whose product is annotated as centromere protein W. Gene Ontology annotation, cellular component: kinetochore; nucleoplasm. NCBI's taxonomy places the organism in Eukaryota, Metazoa, Chordata, Actinopteri, Cichliformes, Cichlidae. Gene Ontology annotation, biological process: mitotic cell cycle; kinetochore assembly; chromosome segregation. Gene Ontology annotation, molecular function: protein heterodimerization activity; DNA binding. The record is from RefSeq and is a predicted model, not a curated record.